AUGGACUGGCCACACAAUCUGCUUCUCCUUCUGGUCAUCUCCAUCUUUCUGGGGCUGGGCCAGCCUAGGAACCCCAAAGGCAAGAGGAAAGGGCAAGGACGGCCUGGGACCCUGGCGCCUGGGCCUCACCAGAUGCCACUUGACCUGGUGUCCCGGGUGAAGCCCUAUGCUCGUAUGGAGGAGUACGAGAGGAACCUUGGAGAGAUGGUGGCCCAGCUCAGAAACAGCUCGGAGCCAGCCAAGAGGAAGUGUGAGGUGGACCUGCAGCUGUGGCUGUCCAACAAGAGGAGCCUGUCUCCCUGGGGCUACAGCAUCAACCACGACCCCAGCCGCAUCCCCGCGGACCUGCCCGAGGCCCGUUGCCUGUGUCUGGGCUGCGUGAACCCCUUCACCAUGCAGGAGGACCGCAGCAUGGUGAGCGUGCCGGUGUUCAGCCAAGUGCCCGUGCGCCGGCGCCUCUGCCCGCCACCGCCGCGAACCGGGCCCUGUCGCCAGCGCGCGGUCAUGGAGACCAUAGCCGUAGGCUGCACCUGCAUCUUCUGAACCUUCGGCAUCAGAAGGCAGGCCGGCUGCUGAAGUCCGCCUCCCUGCACCCCGCGACUGCAAGGCUGAUGAAAAGUAAAUGCUGUCCUCUGUAAAGCAA
Marmota flaviventris (yellow-bellied marmot) is the source of this 643-nucleotide messenger RNA. RefSeq names its product interleukin 17B (gene Il17b). Gene Ontology annotation, biological process: inflammatory response. Gene Ontology annotation, molecular function: cytokine activity. The record is from RefSeq and is a predicted model, not a curated record. Gene Ontology annotation, cellular component: extracellular region. NCBI's taxonomy places the organism in Eukaryota, Metazoa, Chordata, Mammalia, Rodentia, Sciuridae.